Molecule: messenger RNA, 810 nt
Organism: Asparagus officinalis (garden asparagus)
Lineage: Eukaryota; Viridiplantae; Streptophyta; Magnoliopsida; Asparagales; Asparagaceae
Exons: 3
Coding region: 250-810 (186 amino acids)
Source: RefSeq, a predicted model, not a curated record
GGUGGUUUUGAAAAUUUGUCCUUUUCCUCUCUCUCGAUCUCGAUCUCGAUCCCGAUCCCAUCGGGUCCCUCGAAACUUUGGAAACCCCUUGCGAUCUGCGCUCGAUCUCAAAAGAAUCCAUUCCACCUCCAUGAAACCCUAGCGAUCCCCUUUCCCGACCUUCGCGAGAUCAUCGGAUCUCAAGCGAGUCUUCGGAAAUCUCAAAGGAUUUCUUCAAAAUCUCCUCGAUGUGAGUUGAAUUAAUGAGCAAUGCAGGGGUCACGGGGAGCUCUUCUGCAAGGAAGAGCUACUGCAUUAGAGAAGAAAGGAAGUUGCUGUAGAAAACAUCUGACAUACAAAAUUUCUCUGUCUCUUGUUUUAUUUUUGUGGGCAUUCAUCUUUCUUCUGAACUUCUUGACCAGCCAUGCCCAUGACUUCAAAGAUGAAACUGAAGCUGGGGGUGGUGAAUCUUGCCAUGAAACUCAACCAAAUCCAAUUAACUCAUCUGACUCUAGAGAGACUUCCACACUAUCCUGCAUGAUUCCUGAUCACACUGUUCAGAAUACUAUUCCAGAAGGGAAGAUUUUUGGCCAUAGUACUGCAAUGUUUGCUUCAGAAAAUGGUAAAGGAAGUUCAUUGACUUUUGUAAAGGCUGAAGCAGCUAAAGAAAUAUUUGAUUCAAGUUCCAUUCAGGAAAGCGAAACUCCUAUGAAGAGUGAAAAGUUAUCUCGUGUUGCUCCUCGGGGUCUUGAUGAGUUUAAAAGCAAAACAAUUGCUGUUAUAGAAAAGCCUCUAUCCAGCCAAACAAGUACUGUUGUUCAUCGAUUGUAA